AUGGUUGACAACUUACCGCUCAUUCCUGACAAAGGCCCGCCAUGUACCGACGUUCGCUCCGUGCUGCGGACAGUGUUCCGAGAGUUGAACUACUUACCUCCACUAACUGUCCAAAGUUCACCACAAGGGAAGACGGAGCUUGGGGGUGAACAUGGAGACCAAUCGUUACCUUCUGUAGACCAUUGGGUAGAUAAGUACAAAUCGGAAUGUAACAAAAUCUCUAACCAUGAGGAUGAAAUCAAGGAUCACCGAGCGAAGCAGGUAGCUCGGAAACCCCUGCCUAAUGUGUUCAAGUUACACGAGCGUGGUGUGCACAAACACCUACCUAAGUGUAGCCUGGACGGGGGCCUCGUCUGCAGAAAAGAUCUCAAGCCCGAAGUGGAGCAGAAUGCUGGACGUGAUGGCAGUUUAUGGGUGAAGAAUAUCUUGAAUGUGAGUUCAUGCGAUGUCAGUACGGUAACAGUGAACACGAAGCGAAGAGCACCAGCGGAAAUAAAAUUAUGCCCCGAAACAAGUGUCCUUAGUUUCAGCGUUGGGCCACAUGUAAUGCAUACCGCUGCGUCCGUAGUUCGCAGUACUCCGGAGACGGUCACGCACAUUAAUUACAUAUUAUGUGUGCCGCCGAAACUUGAUUUCAUAAAUUCUUUCGUUGGAAAUUUAUACGCGAAAAACAUCCGACUUGUUAAUAUGACAAAAUUUGAGUGCCGUCUCUCCAUCAUACCUCCAAAACACCGCGAAUUCGAUGUGGAGAUACGGAGCCCUCGGGGCCUUACUAUCACGUCCGGGGCGACCGUGGAGCUGAUUGUUCGCUUCAAGCCGUCGGACGUGCGCGUGCUGAAGGACGAGCUCAUAGUGAAGGUGUCUCGAGGGCAAACUUGUACCAUCCCCAUCGCGUGUUACAUGCAACCACCUCUCUUGGACAUUGUGGUUCCAACCGUCAACCGCGCUGUGGAUCAAACACCCCUGGGCAGUUCAUCAAAAGACGACGAUUGCAAGCUGGACGUGGUGGAGCUGGGCGCGCGUUUGCUCGGCGAUGUGCAUUGCUCGCGCGUACUGCUUUACUGUAAGGCGAAGCACGCGGAGUUCUUCGUUCUUACUGAGGACGCUUGGGUGGAUUGGGAUCUUGAUUGCCUGACUACUCGUUGUUCAGUGAUAGCCGAUUCCUUUGUGUUCUGGCCGGCGUGGUGGCGCGGCGGUGGUUUGGUGAAAGCGUGUGUGUGGUGCUGCGGAGACAGCGUGGGGGCCUUCGGAACUGAGCUACGAGUGCUCAGUUCCACUGCUAUCAACAGGCAGCUGAGCCUACUAGCAGAUGUGAUGCUUUUUAACCCGCACCAUCUUGUUAUAGAGGCUCAUGAGAAGGAUUUUGAUAUAUGCAGUGAAUCAGAUCCCGGAUGCGAGUAUUACGUAAAUAUGGGCACCGCCCUCCAGCAUCGCUCUCUGUCAGCUACAGUGCGACUCGUCAACAAUAGUCCAAUAUUGUACAGUUACUACUGGGAGGUUCGACGUUGGGGAGUAUGUUUUUGCUGGGAGGAGGAAAGAGAAUCACAAGGACUAGACGAGGAAAGUGAAUUCUUAUGCACCGGAGCUAGAGAAUCAAAACGAAUGGCUGGCGAGGACCCUGAGGCAUACGCCCAAAAGAAUAAAGCCGAGCACAUGGUCGUGGUGGGGCCCGGAGAGGACCAGAUACUGCCCCGCACCAGCUGCACACUGAGAGUCAGUGUGCCUGAUGUAGGGGAAGAGGUCGGCUUGCAACGCAGCGUACUUAGGUUGAUAUUGAAAGACAUUCCUAAAGAGAGUUUUCCUGCUAACUACAAGCCGAUGAUCCUACACACUAAGGAAGUCGCAUCCGUUCCCAUCCCAGGACUACAGAGUUCCAAGCGGGAGGUGUGCGACGUGGUGUGCGCAGAGAUGGAGGUGUGGUGGAGGGUGGUGCCGCUGAGGUUCGUUCUAGACCCGCCCGUGGUGCCUCUGUACCAUUCACGGAGACAGAAAUCAGUAGAGGUAACUGUUACCGCGUGUAAGUUGUUCGGAUGGGACAAGUCUCGCGUGAUGUACGUGACACCGAAGCGCGUGUCGGCGCCGGAGCCGAUGCUCCUCAGCACGGCGCGCUGUCUCACCAACUACUUCACAGUGCCACUACCAUCUAUGCAAAACCAAUCUCCAGAGACUGAUGUCCUAGCUUUGGUGGCGGACAACGAUGAAUGGACAGCGGAAUGUGUAAUCACGCGUCGCUGUGAGACUCGUCACCCUGCCCUGCAGCCUGGCAAUGUGUGGUUGGGAGUUGUGCCCCCAAAGACGAAGUUGCGAGCUGCCUUCUUAAUCAAAAAUGAUACGUAUCAACGUAAUUGGUUUUGGUGUGAAGCUUUCCGCUGGAUAGGCGAGAACAAUCCCCGGCCGGCAUGUGUAGGGCAGAUCCCGUGCCGUGACUGCAAGGAAAUCGCUUGUACGUGCGCUAUCGUGCGACCCAGCCGCGGCGCACUGGACCACGGCGGCGCAGCAAAUAUAUUUUACAAUGUUAACGCCCCCGAGCGAGACGGUUGUGUGGCCACUCUACUGAGGGCUCGCAGGUGUCAACCGGACCUGUCGAUGGUGCACAGCGGGCCCGCCACAGAGGCCCGCGCCGCGCUGGUCGCGUACCGCGUGCUCGCGCCGCGCGUCACCAUACGAGUACAGCCGUGCGGGGGGACGAGCGCUGAGUGCGGUGAAUGUGAGGUAGACGCAGGUGCACUAGCGAGUGAGCUGGGCUCGUCGACGCUAAGGCCGAGCAAGGCGCUGGUGGUGGGGCGGCGCACGUGCUACCGGCUGCGGGUUACUAACAUUACUCCGCUGCCCACCAGUGUGCACUUCGAUAAACUCAUAGAUGGCACUGACUUUCUAAAAGUGACAUUCACACCUAACGACUUUAGCUUGUCGGGGUACGCUAAGGUUAACGUGACGGUGGUUCUAGCCGCUCGACGAGUGUGCGAGCGGCGCAUGUUCGUGUGCCGCGCAAUUGUGCUGCGCGCCUACCAGCCGCUCUACCUUAUCAUAGAUGCUGCUAUCUCAGGCGUACAGGUAUCACUUCAAGUACCUGUAGGCGAGGGUGCCGUGACGGAUGAUUUUGUUAUAAUGCGGAGGACACAGAGGAACGGGUCCGAGGAAAAGAAGGGUCAUGUUUCUACACCGAGUGGUAUUUUCGCUGAAGAAGAUCGCAAGCGAGCCGUCAUUAAAGCGAACGUAUGCAAGUGUCACUUCGAGUUGCAGUACAUCCCGCCAGUGAAGAGGCCGCGCCCGCCCCCUCAGAGGGAGGAAGACUAUCCACCCAUCGAAAUCGUGACUGAACCACCGAUGCUGACCCGCGUGUGCCCCUGUUUUCCUCACUGCAAGCCGUUUAUACCAGAUGCGCCGGAGUCUAUCUCCCUCGAGUAUAUUAACAUGCCGCUGCGGAAAGUGUGUAAGCGGCGCUUGUUGCUGCGUAACGAGUCAAUAGUAACGGCACACUGGACCGCGGCCAUCAGAAGGUGGCCACGACGACACAAGAGAACCAUAGAGACUGAUCAAUGGGCGGGUGACGUGUGCGAGUCGGGCGUGGCUCUCUCGUGCCACCCUACAAGCGGGGUGCUCGCGUCGUGCGCGCACGUCGAAAUUAUCGUGCAGGUUUAUGCCGACUGCUGGGGAGUCUACCGGGACCAGAUACUCAUACAGGUGGAGAAUGUCGACCCUAUUGUGGUGGAUAUAUGGAUGCAGGUGAUUGGAUCACCAUUACAGUUCAAGAUUCAGCCAAAUUACUCGCAAGAUGAGUUGCCCAUUAUGUGGUUGUCUCCGACGGACGCAAGGCGGUCUCUAGUCGUCAGGAACAUAUCGCGCUCUGAGCUCACUGUUCAGGCUUACGUCACACGGGAAAAUGAGCGAGAGCAAGAUGUACUACCGUUUAGACUGUACAUGCGCAUGUACGACAUACUGCCCGUUACCUGCCCCUGUGUCACCGCUUUCGACUCUGUUAGCAAAACGUCAUCAACAACGUCAUAUGUGUCUUCGGAUAUGGACACCGGCGUGGAAGUGUACCUCGCGCCUGACCACGGACCGCAGGACGACACCUUCUAUAGUGUGAUGCCUGAAGAAUGCUCGAUAAAACCAGACGAGUGCAUAACGUGGGAUGUGGUUCUAGACCCACCGCCAUCGCCCGAGACGGCACCUGAUACUACACUGAUGUUACGACUGAAGCCGCACAAGAAAGCGGGUGACAACUGGUACCGUGACGAGCCACAACCCCAGCUGGUGCAACUUCGUCAGGUAGCGCGCCUGUCUCGGCUCAAGCUGUCAUGCGACGAGAUUGUUGUCAAGAUCUGUGCAUUAGACCUACCACUUGGAAAUUUCUUAAGGAUCCGCAAGCGCUUCCGGGUGUUAAAUGUGGGCAACGGUAUGCUCACGCUAAGAUUGCAAACGUGUGUUCCUUGGUGCAUCGUCCAAAGUUGUGAGAGCGAUAAUCAAAAGAGUAAAAAAAUAUGUAAUGAUGUAGAAAAUAAGGCACUGAAGAGAAAUGAAGCUGUUACAUGGGAUCUGCCACCCACGAGCUCUACUGAGGUUUGCGUUGAGGUGUGUGUGACCACGGUGGAGGCCUGGCCGACCAGCAUGGUGUCGACUUGCUCACCGUUCUCCUACGCACCACGCCGACGUGAGACCACACCACUAUAUCUGUACGAAGAUUUUCUACUUCUACAGACAUUGCCAUUAACUGUGGACGUGGAAUACCCGGUGAUCAAGGUCGAACCAUGUUCUCUGGACUUUGGCUUCGUUACCGAUGGCGACUCCAAGAAAACCUACAUUUCCGUUUCCCACACCAGCCCUACGGCGACCCUUGCCUUAGUAGUUCAAAGAGACGGUUGUGAAGAGUUUGUGUUUUGGCCGUCUAUCCUCCAGGUGGCGCCUGGCUGUAGUGAGCGGAUUUACAUACAGUAUACUGCCGUCUGGCGUCACGGUCCCGCUGAAUGUUGCAUAACAGUGCAGGAGUGCUCCGCGGCGGGGGGCUGGUGCCGCGGCGCGGUGGCGCUGCGCGCGUCGCCGGCGCUCGACCACAAGUGGCGCGCCGAGGUGCACGACCACACCGACGACGAGCACUUGUUGCCCGCGCGCGUGCAGCUCUACCUGCCGUGA
This is a messenger RNA of Arctia plantaginis, 5133 nucleotides long. The record is from the annotation of a GenBank genome assembly. NCBI's taxonomy places the organism in Eukaryota, Metazoa, Arthropoda, Insecta, Lepidoptera, Erebidae.